AUGGGGCAUAGGAUGAACUCCGAGAUUCAGGCGCAAGAUCGUGUUCAUCAUGCAAAGAGUCCCGAUUGCCAGUUUCCCGAUGAGGCGGUGAGAAGUUCGAUUGGAUUGUGUCUAAGCCUUAAGAAGAUCUUCAAAGACCGCGUGAGAUUGGGAGAUUGGGAUCCCACAGGCGCAGAAGAAGAGCGGGUUAACUAG
Molecule: messenger RNA, 195 nt
Organism: Nannizzia gypsea CBS 118893
Lineage: Eukaryota; Fungi; Ascomycota; Eurotiomycetes; Onygenales; Arthrodermataceae
Exons: 2
Coding region: 1-195 (64 amino acids)
Source: RefSeq, a predicted model, not a curated record